This is a messenger RNA of Oppia nitens, 854 nucleotides long. Its product is annotated as motile sperm domain-containing protein 2-like. Bases 48 to 854 code for a protein of 268 amino acids. The record is from RefSeq and is a predicted model, not a curated record. Lineage: Eukaryota; Metazoa; Arthropoda; Arachnida; Sarcoptiformes; Oppiidae. The transcript has 2 exons.
UUAUAAUAGUAAUAGAUUAAUAAUAAUAAUUUAAAUACCAUAGUAAUAUGUCUAUUGAUGAAAGUAUAAUUAGUAUAAUUAAAAACAAAUUGAUUAAUGAAUUGAAAUCUAACAAUGAUUUAUACGAUGAAAAUGAUAUAACAUAUACUUUGGACAACGAGUGGUCUAUUAGAAGAUACCUACUGUUUCACAAACUGGAUGUCGACAAGUCGUUUGUGGCCAUCAAAGAUAGCCUACAAUGGCGUAAGUCAUACGGAAUCAAACAGCGAACAGAUGUUGACUAUCCCAUAGAGUUUUAUCAAAUCGGUGCCUAUUUUCCAUACUGUGUCGACCGAAAUGGUCGCACAGUUAUCUACGUAAGGGCUAAGAUGUAUAAAUACUUUCCACAUAUAAACGAUUUUAUGAAACAAUAUAUUGUUCACGUAAUCGACAAAAUAGAUAAACUAAGUCAAGAGUCAGGUUGGACAAUGGUAUGGGAUCUGGUAGGUGCCGGACCGUCCAAUUGGGAUUUGUCGUUUUUAAAGUUCAUAAUAUCUACAUUAAGAAACUAUUAUCCAUUAGGUAUGCAAUACCUGUUAGCCUAUGGCGUUCAUCCACUUAUGAGUGGCUUCGUUAAGAUUGGACUUAAAUUAGUGCCACAAGACGCCAGAAAUCGCAUAAAAUUUGUAUCAAAAGAUGAAUUGUUAACAUAUAUUGCACCCGAAAAUUUGCCCGACUUUAUGGGCGGCACCUCUACUGUAAGCUAUAAGGAUGUACCCCUUGGCACUCAAUCUGCACUUGAAUUUGGAUUAGAGAAAGGCAUUCAAUCAAAGGAUAUCGAAAAAGCGUUAGACUUUUAUAAUAAAUUUUUAUAA